AUGCAAUCUAGGAUAGUUGAUAAAAUUCGUUCGAGUUUAGAAACUGCUAGUAUACAGAUACCUCGGAGAUAUAGUCAAUCAAAAAAUGAUAUAUCAAAUAAAUAUAGACGAGAUAAAAUUUUGGCAUUGGUUUUGGCUGGUGGUGCAGGUGGUCGUCUCAAUGUUCUUACUGAACAACGAGCUAAACCAGUUGUUCCUUUUGGUGGAGUAUUUCGUUUAAUUGAUUUUCCUUUGAGUAAUUGUUGUCACUCACGUUUACCUCAUGUUUGGCUUGUCGAACAAUAUGAAGUUCAUAAACUUAAUGAGUAUUUAGCUAAUGGACGUCCAUGGGAUAUGGAUAGAACUUAUGGAGGUCUUCAAGUGUUACCACCUUUUGAAAUCUAUGAUAAGAGCAAAAGAAAUGAUGAUAAAGAUGAUCAAAGUAAAAGUCAAGAUAGCAAUAAAAAUCAGGAUGAUAAUCGCGGUGGAUUUUCAAAAGGGAACGCAGAUGCUAUUUAUCGACAACGUCGUUUGCUCAAUGAAUUUUCACCUGAUCUUCUAUUAGUUUUAAGUGCUGAUCAUGUUUACAAACUUGAUUAUCGUGAUGUCAUCGAUUUUCAUAAAGAACAUCAAGCUGAUGUAACUAUAGUUACAACAAAAGUACCAGAAGGAGAUUCACUUUCACGUUUUGGAGUUGUUCAAGUUAAUGAUGAAGGUCGUGUUACCAAUUUUGAAUAUAAACCACAACAACCAAAAUCUGAUCUUGUAACAACUGAAGUAUUUGUUUAUAAUUUUCCUAAAUUAAUGAAUACACUUAAUCAAUUAGCUAAUAAUAGAGAAUUAAAAGAUUAUGGUGAAGAUUUACUACCAAAAUUAGUUCAAGAAGGAAAUGUUUGGGAAUUUCGUUUGAAUAGUUAUUGGAGAGAUGUUGGUAUUCCAGAAAGUUACUGGCAAGCAAAUAUGGAUUUACUUUCACCAAACGUAGAAUUACAUUUAAAUGAUCCUAAAUGGCCUAUUUUUACACAUAGUGCACAAUGCUUACCAACACAAAUACUUGAUUCAGCUCAUUUUGAAAAUAGUCUUAUUUCACCUGGUUGUAUAAUUGGUGGAACCAUUAUUCGAUCAAUUUUGGGACCAGGUUGUGUGGUCCAUGAAGGAGCAACUAUACGUGAUUCAAUUCUUCUUAAUGAAGUUCAUGUAGAAGAAGGUGCAGUAAUUGUACGAUCAAUUAUCGAUGAAAAAGCUGUUAUUGGUAAACGAGCCACAAUUGGUCUGGGAGAAAAAAAAGAAUUGACUAUGAUUGGUACAAAGAUUAAAAUUUUACAAGGUUCAAAUAUAGCAGCGGGCGAAAAAAUUCAUCCUGAAGAACCAAAAGAUUAA
Molecule: messenger RNA, 1359 nt
Organism: Rotaria sp. Silwood1
Lineage: Eukaryota; Metazoa; Rotifera; Eurotatoria; Philodinida; Philodinidae
Source: the annotation of a GenBank genome assembly